Messenger RNA from Nicotiana tabacum (common tobacco), 1287 nucleotides. RefSeq lists its product as uncharacterized. The record is from RefSeq and is a predicted model, not a curated record. Gene Ontology annotation, biological process: DNA transposition. NCBI's taxonomy places the organism in Eukaryota, Viridiplantae, Streptophyta, Magnoliopsida, Solanales, Solanaceae. Gene Ontology annotation, molecular function: DNA binding; zinc ion binding; transposase activity.
AUGAAGCAUAUGCAGUUGGCAGAAACAUCCCGAAUGAUCCCGAAUGACAAUGUGAUUGAGAUUUACUUCGAACACUUGGACUCAUAUUUCAGUAUAGAAAAUAUGGAUUCGGUAUAUAAAUCAAAUGCUAGAGAUAAUGACAAACAUCAAUUUGUGCGGAAAAAUUUAUCUAGUGAUGAUUUUAGUAACUCCGAAGAUGAUUUGUCUGAUGAUCUACUUAUUGAUAUACAUGAAAAAAUUGCAGAAAGUAUUAUAGAUGAAAGCGAGAUUCUUAGUGUCGAAGUGAAGAGAAAGAUGGUUGCUCCAGAAAGAGAAUCUGACUAUGGAGAUAAGCCAAUUUUAGCUCUGGAAAUUACUUUUGCAAGCAAGCAAGAUUUUAAGAAUGCAGUAGCUACUCAUGAGAUAAAUAAUGGAAAGUAUAUCAAGUGGAAGAAAAAUAAUAAAGAAAGAAUAAAGGCUGUUUGUAUACAUCCGGAGUGCGAAUGGAAAAUCAUGGCAUAUAAAAUGCAAAGGGACACGACGCUUCAGAUUAGGAAGUACAAACCUAAAUAUACUUGCAAGGAGUGGAAUUAUAAAAAUAGAACAAUAACAUCAUCCUUCAUUGCAAGAAAGUACCUCAAAGAAAUUAAAUCAAACAGGGGUUGGAGCUUACUUGAGUUCAGAGAUAGGGUGAGUGUAGAUCUACGAGCUAAAGUGACUUUAUCUCAAGCUAAAAGAGCUAAGAUGAAAGCUAUUGCGUUGAUUGAUGGUGAUAUUAAGGAUCAAUACAAAAUGAUGUGGGAUUAUUGCAUUGAAAUUGAUAGGACAAAUCCAGGCAGUACAAUUCACAUGAAGUUUACUGAUAAUGAGGUACCAAACAAGCCAUACAGAUUUCAGAGAAUAUACAUAUGUUUUGCUGCUUGUAAGCAAGGUUAUAAGGCUGGAUGUAGAAAGAUAAUAGGUGUGGAUGGUUGUUGGUUGAAAGGUCCAAUGUAUGGGACACAAUUGUUAUCUGCAGUCAGAAUUGAUGCUGAUUUAGACAUAGAUGCGAGUGGUUUGACCUUUAUGUCUGACAAACAAAAAGGUCUUAUUGAAGUUUUUAAUGAAGUUUUACCACAUGUUAGCAAUAGAUUUUGUGCGAGGCACCUUCAUAAUAAUUUUAAGAGAGCUGGUUUUAGUGGAUUCACAUUAAAAAAAGUAUUUUGGGCUGCUGCAAAGGCUGCUACUAUGGAAGAAUUUGAUGCUUGCAUGUUACGGAUGACAGAGUUAGAUACGAAUAUUGUUGCUUGGCUCAAUGACAAAACCUAG